UUGGAGAAGUGAAAAAGAUUAAGUGCCAGAAUGCCGUGAGCUGAAGAGGACAUUGUUAUUACACUUAUCAAAUCAGUAACAAUGAUAAGAGCUAUUAUCAUCUUUGGGCUGAUAGGGUAUCUCGAGGCUGAAGAUGCUACAGUUUCUCCCGUUAAUCGGGGGGCUGCUAGGCAGAUGUAUGGAAGCGGAAAUUUGCGGCAGCCCAAUUUGACUCCUACUACUCAGGAACCGGAACGGAACUUUGGGAAGAAACCUGGUUCUCCAGGCCGCGAGGGAUACAACUACGGGUACAACAAAGGAAAGUACCCGGAUUUUUACCCACGGUUUCCUGGGUUGGAUUAUGAAGAACCUUUCGAGGCGCCUAGUUAUCGAAAUGGAGCUCCAGUUAAUGGACGACCUAAUUAUGGACAAGGAAGAGGAUCAAGACCUGGGAUGUAUGAUGGAGUUUAUGGAGAGUUACCUGACAGGAUGCGAGUCCAUCAUGGUCUGCCCCGAGGUCACGGUGUCAAUUCCAACGGCGAUGGCUUCAACCCAGAUCAAAAGAGCUUGAUCCACGAGCUGGAUGACGAGAGCGACCUGAACCCGGCUUACGAACCUUGUACCAUAAACUGCGGAACUGGAUUUUUCUUGUGCAGGAUUAUGUGCACUUGUAUCAGCUAUAACCUCCGCUGUGAUGGAUCUGCUGACUGCGAGAACGACGAAGACGAGAUGGAAUGCGAAAGUGUGUAUGAGUGGCGGCGCUCUAACCACACGUGCGUUGGGAACAAGAAAAUUCAGUGCCCGGAAUCUGGAAUUUGUAUAUCUGAACAAUGGUUGUGUGAUGGAGAUGACGACUGUGGUGAUUUUUCCGAUGAAAGCCACUGUGGUGACCAAAAAAACUGCACAACGGACCAAUUCGAGUGCAGAAAUGGUCUUUGUAUUCCCGGGUCCUGGAAGUGUGACGGUGAAAACGACUGCCGAGAUUUUUCCGAUGAAGAAAACUGCGGAGGAAAAAGAAAGUGUAAAGAAGAUGAGUACACUUGUCCGGAGGGCUGGUGCAUCCCCAGGAGGUAUGUCUGCGAUGGAGACGCUGACUGUGAUGACGGGUCGGAUGAAUCCAAGUGUCAUGGAAUCCGCGAGGUGGUGUGUGACGCGAAUCAUUUUGAGUGUGUGACGCCUAAAUGUAUCCGCAAAGAGUUCAGGUGCGAUGGAACGGAUGACUGCGGUGAUGCCAGCGACGAAGAAGGAUGCUUUGAAAUGUGUAACGCUAAUCAGUUCAAAUGCAUAAACGGCACAUGUAUCAACAAAGCGUUUGUCUGCAACGACCACUGGGACUGUAAAUCAGGAGAAGACGAGGCAGGCUGCAAGCUGGCUCCACUUAAAAGUUGCAGCACUGAAGAGUUUACUUGCUCAUCAGGGGACUGUAUUCCCAAGGCGUGGGUCUGUGACGGCGCGCCGGAUUGCACAAACGCUCUGGAUGAAGAAGGUUGUCCCACUACUUGUGAUGCUACUGAGUACCUCUGUAAGGCUUCUGCAGUCUCCAACUCUUCUACAAACCAGCAGCCGUAUGUAACACCUUACUGUAUUGCGAGGAAGCAUAUUUGUGAUGGUAUCGCGGAUUGUCCGCUGAAGGAGGACGAACAGGACUGCCCUCAAAGAAGAAAUUGCACUGCUACGGAUAAAUGUACUCAACACUGUGUUACUCUGGUGACUGGGGUUAAAACUUGCUCAUGUGAUGUUGGGUUCAAUUUAGCAGCGGACAAUGCAACCUGUGAAGAUAUCAAUGAGUGCUUAUUCACUCGGGAAACUGUUUGCAGUCAGGUUUGUCACAACACUGCUGGAUCAUUUACCUGCAGCUGUAUCACGGGCUAUGUCCUCCGCCCUGAUCUUCGAACCUGCAAAGCAGUGGGAGGGAACCCCAGCUUGAUUUUUACGAACCGCGUCGAAAUCCGUAAAGUAGCCUUGGAGCCAUCAACAGCAAAGUACACUCCGAUCGUCAAAGGAUUGCAUAAUGCAAUCGCUAUUGACUUCCACUACGAGCAGGGAGUCAUCUACUGGUCGGAUGUAUCCCUAGACGUGAUCAAGAAGGUCUUUAUCAACGGCAGUGCUCCUGAAGACGUCAUCCGCUGGGGUUUGGAGAGUCCCGGAGGAAUCGCCAUAGACUGGGUCCAUAACCUGCUGUUCUGGACCGACGGAGGAACCAGACGCGUGGAAGUUCUUACUCUGGACACCAGGAUCCGCCACGUGCUGAUUUCUAACGACCUGGACAAGCCCAGGGCCAUUGCAGUCCAUCCGCACUACGGAUACGUCUUCUGGACGGACUGGGGACCUUCUCCGAAGAUUGAACGGGCUGACAUGGAUGGAACCUCCAGGCUUGCAUUGGUCACCGAUUCCAUCACCUGGCCCAAUGGUCUUACUGUGGAUUAUCCUACGGAUAGGAUUUUCUGGACUGAUGCCAAGCACAGGGUCAUUAUGUCUGCAAAGUUGGACGGAACUGACAAGAGGAAGAUUCUCAGUAAGGGGUUGCAUCAUCCUUUUGCGAUCACGGUCUUUGAAGACACUAUCUACUGGACUGAUUGGCACUUCAAAAGUAUUUCUUCCGCCAAUAAAGAAACUGGUCAUGGUUUCAAGACUAUUCGAUCUGGUCUCCACUUUCCGAUGGACUUACACAGCUACCACAAGCAGCGGCAACCAGCUUACCCGAACCACUGCGGAAACAACAACGGAAAGUGUUCGCAUAUGUGUCUUCCCAAUAGCGCAGGUUACAGCUGCGUGUGUCCCGUCGACCUGAAACUGAAACGCGAUGGAAAGAAUUGCGCAGCUGAUAAUUUCUUGAUCCUGGCAAGAAAGAGAGACUUGAGACUGAUUCCUGUGGACAAGCCGAUGCGGGUCUUUGACACUGUAAUUCCCGUGGAUCAUGUCCAGAGUGCAGUAGCACUGGCUUGGGAUUCUGAUAAUGAUAUGGUUUACUGGACUGAUGUUGAGUUAGACACUAUCAGCAGAGCUCAUUUGAAUGGAACCAAUCAGACAGUGGUCAUCAGCCAUAACCUGGAAUCUCCAGCGGGGUUGGCUCUCGAUUGGAUCACCAAGAAGCUAUACUGGACUGAUGCUGGAACCAAUAGGAUUGAAUGCUCCAAUCUUAAUGGAAGUAUGAGAACUCUUUUGGUUUAUGAAGGACUUGAUAAGCCUAGGGAUAUUGUUGUCGAUCCUAUUGCGGGAUACAUGUACUGGAGUGACUGGGGAGCAAAACCAAAGAUCGAGCAAGCAGCGAUGGACGGAAGCAAUCGCAAGGUCCUGAUAAGUGAGAAGCUGAUCUGGCCAAAUGGGCUGGCCAUUGACUUCGAGACGAAGCGGCUCUACUGGGCAGACGGAGGGAUGAAGAGCAUCGAGUACAUCGACUUGGAAGGAAAAGGAAAGCCAGUUCGCGUCCACUCAGACCUUCCGCAUCCCUUUGGGCUGGUGAUUUAUCAAAACAAAGUCUACUGGACCGACUGGGACACCAAGAGCAUCCACCGGGCUAACAAAGACACCGGGAGCAACUCAGUGGUCGUUCGCUCAGACAUCUCCGGGCUGAUGGACGUCAGGAUGUUUCACAGGAACAGAAGUGUCGUCGCCAAUCCUUGUGGCAAGGAUAAUGGAAAGUGUUCUCAUCUUUGUUUGCUGACUCCCAAAAGCGUUUCUUCUUCCAGAUAUUCUUGCGUGUGUCCUACCGGGUUGGUCCUUGAGCCAAAUUCAAACAAGAAGCAGUGUCGUAAAAUUCCUAACACCUUCAUUAUCUUCGCGCAUCGCGUAGACAUAAGGUUCAUUUCCUUUGAUACCGACUACCGGGUUGAUGUAGCGCUGCCCAUCAAUUUUCUAAUCAACGCUACGGGAGUUGACGUCGACAGAAAAACUGGGCAGAUUUACUGGACCGAUCCUGGAGCUGACGUCAUCAACAGAGCGAGUUUUGAUGGGAAACACAUCGAGACUGUAAUUUCUACCGGAAUUGAUACUGUUGAUAGCUUGGUGGUGGAUUCUAUCGGGCGAAAGCUCUACUGGACCGAUGCAGGCCUAAACAGCAUCGAAGUCUCCGACCUAGACGGCAAGAACCGCAAGGUCCUAAUCUGGUCCGGCCUAGACAACCCUCGUGCCAUCGCGCUGCAUUAUAAACUCGGUCUGUUGUUCUGGAGCGACUGGGGGCAGAAUGCGCGGAUCGAGCGUUCGAAUAUGGAUGGCCAGGAGCGGAUGACUGUGAUAGUCGAAGACCUAGUCUGGCCUAACGGACUGACAGUAGAUGUCGCCACGGACAAGCUCUACUGGAACGACGCCAAGCGUAAAGUUAUCGAAUUCUCCGAUUUGGACGGCAAGAACCGAAAAGUCCUUGUGAAGAACGUCCAGCAUCCUUACGGGCUGGCUCUGAUGUCUGGACUAGUCUACUGGAGCGACUGGAUGACCAAAGCCGUGCACCAGGCGAACAAGACCACUGGAAGAGAGGCCAAGAUCCUGGUUGACAAACUGGACGGCAUAAUGGACAUCAGGACAGUCACUCCGAAGGACACUGAUGAGCAGGACCGUUGUCUGACUCACUAUUGCACCCAUCUUUGCCUCAGGAACCCCAAAGGCGCGAGCUGUGCCUGCCCAACUGGGCUUCUAGGCUCCGGAACCGCAGCCAAGCCUUGCGACAAGUUCCCUCAGGAGUAUCUCCUGCUGACUGGCCAGAAAAGCCUCGGCAGAAUCAGCCUGGACACUCCAGAAAUGCGGGACGUCACCCUUCUCGCAGACGACCGCGUUGUCCAGCCAGACGCGCUGGACUUCCACUGGGCAGAACGCGUUGUGUACUUCGCGGAUGAGUCCUAUAAAAAUAAAGGCCAGAAAGUCAUCCGAGCUGGCAAGAUGGCUGCUGUUCAAGAGGGCUACGCGGUCUUGACUGAUAAGUCAGAGUCUUACUUCCAGUUCGCGGUCGACUGGAUCAGUGGGAACAUCUAUUUUACUGACCAACGGCAAACCAAGAUUGAAGUUGUUCACAGAGGCGGCUUCAAUCGCAUGGUGUUGAUUAAUGACACUGAUGACGCGGAACACUGGUUCGCUAGUAUUGCUCUGUUCCCGAAGUUAGGGUACUUGUUCUGGUGCGGGAUGGGCAAGAGUCCAAGUAUUCAGAGGGCAUAUUUGGACGGGAGCAACAGGAGGGUUAUUGUUGCCGAUAAUCUGGCGGAUCCUAAUGGGCUGACUAUUGAUUUGGAACAUAGGAGGCUUUACUGGGCUGAUAUGAGGAACAAUAGGAUUGAAAUGAGUGAUCUCAAUGGGAAUUAUAGAGUCCAGCUGAUAGCAGGAGCAGACAAUCCAUACGGACUGACUCUUCUAGGAGACUACAUCUACUGGAUAGGCCACUUAGGAACCUCCCCCCACUUGAAAAGAGCCGACAAAGCCACCGGAAGCAACCGAAUCAACAUCAGGACAUCUAUCACCGUAUUGACGAACAUCAGAGCAGUUUCUGCGCGGCUGCAAACUGGCUGGAACCCCUGCGCAGAAGACAACGGUGGUUGCACUCAUUACUGCUUCUUCCUUAAGAAGAACUACACUUGCGCAUGCCCAGAAGUCAAGAGCGAGACUACCUGUUCUCUGACCCCCAAGCGGUGGAUUCCUAUUAGGAAACCUGGAACUGAAGAUGACCCGGACUACGAUCAUGAUGAAGACGAACGGCCUGUCGAAGUUCCCAGGAACAAUUAUCACGACAAUGAUGACAAAUUCCUAAACAGCAAGAGUGACAAGGACAAGGCCACUACUACAUUGACCAUCACCUUGGUUAUAGUCACUACAAUGUCUGUUGUUAUUAUCGGCGCGAUUAUAUACUUGGUAUGCCAAAGAAAGCCCAAACAGGAGAAGUAUAUCUAUGGAAAGCGCAGGAACGUUAUGACUUUCUCCAAUCCGAAUUACAACGCUUCAGCGGCUGAUGGUGUUCCGGUUCCUGGAACCGAGAAGAAAGGAAUCUGGAAGCGGCUCAAGUACGACAGUUCCCAGGAGAGAGUUUACGAAGACAAUGGCCAGACUUCCAGUCCGGAGGUUACUUCUUUAAUACCGCCGUCAGCGACACCUAGCAGCAGCAGGGCGCCCUCUAUCACCCCCAGGGAGUCCUCGCCUUCUUUGAUCCACAUCACACACAUCGCCGGUUGAGCAUCUAGUGCUUUUCAGGGAGCAGGGUUAUAAUUUUACCAUUUUUUAAGGUUAAAUUCAAUUUUCGGAAAAUUAUAAAAGAACAUUUUUUGUAGAGUGCUUAAUUUCCUACAAGUUUUGUUUAAAAAAUUUUUUCGUAACUUCAAUAGUUUAGAAGUUAUCGCAGUUUUAAGCUAUGUUCCAAGUACCGAUUUUCAUAAUUAACUCUGCAAGUCCUUUACCGAUAUUUUUAAAAAUUGCCGAUCUUUUGGUAUACUUAGGUCCAAGGUGACCUUUAGAACUGAUCUAUCAAAAAAAAAGUGCCGAUUUCUAUAUUAGAUCGGUAGAUAUUCAAGAAAAUCGGUUAAAUUACCUAAAUUAUAAUCCUGCUCAUAAAACAAAAAAAUAAAAUUUAAUAUCUCGACUCUCGAGUGUUACUUUGCUGUAUUUUGAUUUUGUUUUUGUAAAUAUUUUUUGGUAGCGAUUUUAUACGAGUUAUGUAGAUAAGAGCGGGCUGAAGAAUUUAUGUAAGAAGCACAGGAUCUAUUUUUUCUAUGACUUGAUACUAAGAAUUGAUACUUUAUUUGUCCCAGCAGGUCUAGGGCAAAGGGUCGAAGGUUAGGGUGUCUGUUGAUUAUUUUUCGAACACCAUAAUUAAACAUGAUACGUAAUGAUCAAUCAUUAAUGAUUAAUGAACGGAGUAAUUAACGCGGAUAGGAGUUUUAGCUCAAUUUUGUGAUAAAUUCGUUUAUUUCGCGUGCCGUCCGCGACAUCUUGGUUCGUUAGAAUAAUUUUAGUUCCACAAGAUGGCGCUGGAGUUCAGUAGGCUCGACCGAACUCCCGCAAAGUCUUUUUAACCUUAACGGAAAUGGCUCACAGUGCCAAUUUAAUGAGCAUUAUUAAGACUAUGUGUAAAUAAUAUAAUUAAAUAUAAAUAUAUGUAUAUGAUAAAUUAUAAGUUUAAAUGUGGAAGAUUAUUAUAAUAUUGUAUUGAAUAUCUUAAAUAUUGUAUUGUAAUAUUUGUAUAGCCGUUAAAGAGUACUUAUUAUUAUUGUAAUUGAUUUUAGAAUAUAUAUAAUAAAAUUGUUUAUUCGUACGUCGCAUUGCCUCCUGUGACGUUUAAAUACGAGAAAUAAUUAUAAAUAUUAUUACAAAAA
Molecule: messenger RNA, 7265 nt
Organism: Cotesia glomerata
Lineage: Eukaryota; Metazoa; Arthropoda; Insecta; Hymenoptera; Braconidae
Gene: Lrp4
Product: low-density lipoprotein receptor-related protein 4
Exons: 14
Coding region: 82-6129 (2015 amino acids)
Molecular function (GO): calcium ion binding; protein binding
Source: RefSeq, a predicted model, not a curated record